Molecule: messenger RNA, 351 nt
Organism: Saxophila tyrrhenica
Lineage: Eukaryota; Fungi; Ascomycota; Dothideomycetes; Mycosphaerellales; Extremaceae
Gene: RBL2
Product: tubulin folding cofactor A
Exons: 3
Coding region: 1-351 (116 amino acids)
Biological process (GO): post-chaperonin tubulin folding pathway; tubulin complex assembly
Cellular component (GO): cytosol; microtubule cytoskeleton
Molecular function (GO): beta-tubulin binding
Source: RefSeq, a predicted model, not a curated record
AUGCCGCCCCCAUCCCAACUCUCCAUCGCCACAUCCGCCCUCAUCCGCCUGGUCAAGGAAGAGCGCAGCUACCACAAGGAAGCCGAACAGCAACAAGCCAGCAUCACCAAGCUCGAGCAGGGCGGCGGCGACGAGAAUGCCGAGUUCACGUUGAAGCAGGAGCGCAACGGGCUCGAGCAGACCAAGGCCAUGUUUCCCCAGCUCAAGGCGAAGAUCGAAGAUGCGCUGGCGAGAUUGGAGCAGCAGCUGGAGCAGGAUAAAGGUCCAGGUGAUCAGAGCAGUCCGGAGGACAUCACUCGUGCGAAGGAGGCGGUUGCUGAGGCGAAGACUGCCAUUCGUGAGGCGUCUUGA